AAUGUCCAAUUUUACUGUUGUGACCGAAUUUCUGCUCAUGGGAUUUUCUGACAUCCGAGAGCUCCAGAUCAUAUUUUCUUUUUUUUUGUUUCUUAUUUAUUCAACAGGCCUGAUGGGGAAUCUCCUCAUUGUCAUUAUCAUCAUCUUUGACAGGAGGCUCCACACUCCCAUGUACUUUUUCCUGAGGAAUCUGUCCAUCCUGGAUGCCUGCUACCUCUCAAUAAUUGCUCCCCAGGCAUCGUUUAAUUCCCUGAUGAAUGACUGGGCUAUUUCAGUUACAGGCUGUGCAGCUCAGGUAUUCCUCGUGGUUUUCAUGGCAUAUGUAGAGUUUACACUGCUCACCAUCAUGGCUCGUGACCGUUAUGUGGCCAUCUGCCACCCUCUGCACUACCCAGUGAUCAUGAGUCCCCGAGUCUGCAUGCAGAUGACCAUAGUGUGUUUGUUGACUGGCCUCGUGUAUGCAGGUUUCCACACUGGUUACACGUUUCGCUUGUCUUUCUGCCAUUCCAAUGUGGUCCAUCAGUUCUUCUGUGACAUCCCCUCUCUCCUAAGGAUCUCUUGCUCAGACACCUCUGGCAAUAAGCUGUCCUUACUUCUCUCAGCAUUGCUGGUUGUAAUUGGCUGUUUUGCCUUCAUCACUGCAUCUUAUAUUCAUAUAAUUUCCACAGUCCUCAAGUUUCCAGUGAAAGAAGAUCAGAAAAAAGCCUUCUCGACCUGCAUCCCCCACAUCAGUGUGGUUUCUUUAUUUGUUUUUUCAGUCAUUUAUGUAUAUUUCCAACCACCUUCAGAUUCUGGGUCUCUUAAGGAUAUUAUUCUUUCUGUAUUUUAUGCCAUAAUACCACCCUUUCUGAACCCAAUUAUAUACAGUCUACGAAAUAAGCAGAUAAAGGAUGCUAUAAUAAUAUUGAUGAAGAGAACCCUUUCAUUAAAAAAUAACACAUAAAUCAUUGUUCUUUCUCAAUGUUUUCAA
Messenger RNA from Monodelphis domestica (gray short-tailed opossum), 970 nucleotides. RefSeq names its product olfactory receptor 14C36-like. The record is from RefSeq and is a predicted model, not a curated record. NCBI's taxonomy places the organism in Eukaryota, Metazoa, Chordata, Mammalia, Didelphimorphia, Didelphidae. Gene Ontology annotation, cellular component: membrane. Gene Ontology annotation, molecular function: olfactory receptor activity; G protein-coupled receptor activity. Gene Ontology annotation, biological process: G protein-coupled receptor signaling pathway.